AUGGUGAACAAGGUCUGUGAGGAUUUCGAAUUGGCCAACUUAACGGCGGACCAAUUUAAAAGCCUCAUUUUCAUCUGCGGUCUGCAAUCAACGAAAGAUGCAGACAUACGAACGAAGCUACUGUCCAAAUUGGAAGCAACUGGUCCGGAAGAAGAAUGCAGUCUCGAAAUUCUGGUCAAGGAUGCUCAACGACUGCAAAAUUUGAAGCUCGACACGGCGAUGGUUGAACAACAUCAACAGGUGACUUCUGUCUGCACAGUCAAGCAGAAGAAGUUUCCAGUCAAACCAUCCGGUUCACAUUCAAAGCCCAUCAAGACGUCAACCAACCCAAAGACUCCAUGCUGGCAGAGCGGCGGAAUGCAUUUUGUCCGCGACUGCAGCUACUCAAGCCACGUCUGCAGGGAUUGCAAGCAAACCGGACACAAGGAAGGUUAUUGUGAUUGCUACAAACCGAAGCCGCAAUCAAAAGCCAAGGUUUUCAAGAAGCGAUCAGUGAAAGGUGUUUUUGCUGAAAACAACAUCAACUGCGUGUCAAGCCGGAAGUUUCUUACCGUUCUCAUCGAUGGUUCUGCAGCCACGCUUCAGUUCGACACAGCAGCAGACAUCACCAUCAUUUCGAAACAUCAAUGGAGCAAGAAACUCGGAUCACCAGCACUUUCAGCAACAACACGCACCGCCACGACAGCUUCAGGUAAGCCCCUUCAUCUUUUGGGUGAGGCCAAAGCUGAAGUGACACUAGGAGACAUCCAGAAAACAGCGGUCUAUUACGUCACCGACAAUCGUCUGGACCUUUUCGGUCUGGAAUGGAUUGACCUAUUUGAGCUUUGGGACAAACCAUUAUCAGCGAUAUGCAAUCAAGUCCAACUCGAAUCUUCAAACAACAUCCAGCGAUACAAAGCUAAGUUUCCUGAGGUUUUCAAAUCCACCCUGGGUCACUGUACGAAGACGAAGGUUCGAUUGUACCUCAAGCCCAAUGCUCAACCUGUUUUCAAGCCGAAACGUCCAGUGCCAUUCACCUCCGUUGAGAAAAUCGAUUUGGAACUGGAACGCUUGCAAAAACUCAACAUCAUCACGCCUGUGGAAUUUUCCCAGUGGGCGGCUCCAAUUGUGGCUGUCAAGAAACCAGGAGGACGAAUCCGAAUUUGUGCCGACUACUCAACCGGUUUAAACGCUGCAUUGGAACCGAACAACUAUCCACUUCCGGUUCCCGAUGAUAUCUUCAGCAAGCUCAACGGAUGCAGAUUCUUCAGUAUCAUCGAUCUCAGCGACGCAUAUUUGCAAGUUAAGAUUGACGACGAUUCGAAGCAACUUUUGACCAUCAACACGCAUCGUGGAUUGUUCCGUUUCAACCGGCUCGCACCUGGGGUCAAGUCAGCUCCGGGAGCCUUUCAGCAGCUGAUGAACACCAUGAUAGCCGGCCUGAAAAGUGUCGAUUCUUUCCUGGACGAUAUUCUGCUCUACAGCCGAACCGAAGAGGAACAUCGGAGCAUUCUGGAUGGAUUGUUUACGCGAUUGCAGGACUACGGUUUCCACCUGAGGGAGGAAAAAUGCAAUCUCAUGCAGCGGCAAAUUCGAUACCUUGGGCACAUUGUCAACGCCUCAGGUCUACGUCCCGAUCCAGCCAAAGUCGAAGCUAUUGUCAAGAUGCCAGCACCAACCGAUGUGAGUACCCUUCGUUCUUUUCUUGGUGCAGUGAAUUUUUAUGCGAAGUUUGUGCGCGAAAUGCACACGCUGCGCCGACCGCUUGAUGCUCUGCUGAAACAAGAUGUCAAGUUCGAGUGGAAUCAAGAUUGCCAGAGGUUUUUCCGACGGUUCAAAGAAGUUCUACAGUCCGACUUGAUGCUCACUCACUACGAUCCUAACCUUGAAAUCAUCGUAGCAGCAGACGCAUCUCAAACUGGAAUCGGAGCUUGUAUCCUUCACAAAUUCCCAAACGGUGCAUUCAAAGCUGUUGCUCAUGCGUCUCGAUCCCUCACUCAAGCCGAGAGACAGUAUGGGCAAAUCGAAAAAGAAGGACUCGCUCUGGUAUUCGCUGUGACCAAAUUUCAUCGAAUGCUUCUUGGUCGCAGGUUCCUGUUGCAAACGGAUCACCAACCCCUUCUCCGAAUAUUUGGUUCCAAGAAGGGCAUUCCAGUUCACACGGCGAACAGACUGCAGCGGUGGGCUCUAGCACUGCUAUGCUACGACUUCGAGAUCCAGUACGUGUCCACAUCUCAGUUUGGCUACGCAGAUGUCCUUUCUCGCCUAAUCGACAAACACUCAAAACCAGACGAAGAGUUUGUCAUUGCAUCGGUCCAGCUGGAAGAAGAUGUGGAGAUCCCGCUUCAAGAAGCCAUCAGUUCGGUUCCCAUCACAUUCAAAAUGGUAACCAACGCAACACUCAAGUGCUCCGUUCUUCAGCAAGUCAGUCAAUUCAUCGAAAACGGUUGGCCAUCAAAUAUCUCCGAAAUUGUUAACCCAGCAGUGAAGCCAUUUUUCCCCCAUCGUGAUGCUCUCAAUCAUCAAGAACUGCAUCAUGAUGUCGAAUCGGUUAGUCAUCCCAGAAUUCUACCAUCAACGGAUUCUGAAACAACUUCAUCGAGGUCAUCCGGGAAUUGA
This is a messenger RNA of Uranotaenia lowii, 2598 nucleotides long. RefSeq lists its product as uncharacterized. NCBI's taxonomy places the organism in Eukaryota, Metazoa, Arthropoda, Insecta, Diptera, Culicidae. The transcript has a single exon. The coding region runs from base 1 to 2598 and encodes 865 amino acids. The record is from RefSeq and is a predicted model, not a curated record.